AUGAAAAUCGACGAAGACUUUUCCAAGGAGCACAGUGCUCACAUAGAACAUGCCGUAGAAACUACGGUUCCAACCAAGGAUGCCCUGCAGGCCUCUACAGAUGAGCAUGAAGCUACCGUAUGGGAGGCUCUGAGACACAACUAUAAAGCUGUGUUGUGGUCUGCCGUUAUCUCGUUGUCCAUCAUUAUGGAAGGAUAUGAUGUUGCCCUAAUUUACCAGUUCUUUACAUACCCUGCGUUCCAACAAAAGUUCGGGUCAUACCGUCCAGAGCAAGGGGACUAUAUAGUCACUGGACCCUGGCAGGCAGGUCUCAGCAAUGGUGCCAACGUCGGUAUCGUGAUUGGAGGCUUCAUGAACGGCUACUUGUCUACAAGAUUUGGAUAUAAGAGAGUCCUUCUGGCGGCCCUCUUCUUUAUGAACUGGUUCAUUUUCAUUCUCUUCUUUGCUCCGUCGGCGCCUGUGCUGCUCGUCGGGCAGAUCUUGUGCGGGCUCACUUGGGGCAUUUUUGCGACAUCGUCGCCAGCCUACGCCUCGGAAGUAUGUCCCCUUGCUCUCCGUGGAUACUUGACUUGCUACGUGAAUCUCUGCUGGGCCAUGGGUCAAUUUAUCGCCUCCGGUGCCCUUUACGGCUUGCUUAAGAUCGAUAGCGAAUGGUCUUACCGUAUCGCGUAUGCUCUACAGUGGAUCUGGCCUGUUCCUCUCUUCCUCCUUAUUAUGUUUGCGCCAGAGUCCCCCUGGUGGUUAGCACGAAACAAUCGUAUGGAUGAUGCAUAUAAAUCUCUUGCGCGACUCGACACCCGAGGUCGUGAAUCACAUCAGAGAACCCUAGCGCAGAUCCUGCAUACCCUUGAGCUGGAGUCAAAGUUGGAGUCCGGAUCUAGCUAUCUAGACUGUUUCCGAGGCAUCGACCGGCGCCGCACCGAAAUUGUCUGUGUGAGCUUCGCAGGUCAAGUCCUGUCAGGCUCGGCCUUUGCCUACACUCCCACCUACUUCUUCGUCCAGGCGGGAAUCAGCACCGAAAAUGCCUACCAGAUCUCGGUAGGGGGUACGGCGAUUUCCUUUGUCGGGACUGUCAUUUCGUGGUUCUUGCUGACCCGGUUUGGUCGACGCCAACUAUACGUGACUGGCAUUGCCUGUUUGACCUGUUUCUUGUUGACCAUCGGAAUCACGGCUGCGGCAUCUGAGUCCAGCAGCGCGAAAUGGGGUCAAGCUGCUUUGUGUUUGGUUUGGCUGUUCACUUAUUCCGUCACGCUGGGUCCGGUUACCUACACUAUUAUCUCUGAGACGUCGUCCAUUCAUUUGAGAGCGAAGUCAGUUUGCCUAUCACGCAACGUCUACAAUAUCACCAAUAUCGUUGCCCAAGUCGUCGAACCUUAUCUGAUCAACCCGACUGAGGCCAAUCUGAAGGGCAAGACGGCGUUCGUCUGGGCAGCGACCGCAGCGGUGACCGCCGUCUGGGCGUUCUUCCGACUACCAGAAUGCAGAGGCAGAACGUAUGACGAGCUGGACGUGAUGUUUCAUCAGAAAGUGCCUGCCAGGAAGUUCGCUACUUAUCAGGUCAACGCGCAUGAUGCGGAUGCACUGAAGGCGAGUCCUGCGGAAGGUGUUGUAGACUGUAGUGGUGACAGAGCUUGA
Molecule: messenger RNA, 1635 nt
Organism: Aspergillus pseudonomiae
Lineage: Eukaryota; Fungi; Ascomycota; Eurotiomycetes; Eurotiales; Aspergillaceae
Product: general substrate transporter
Exons: 2
Coding region: 1-1635 (544 amino acids)
Biological process (GO): transmembrane transport; carbohydrate transport
Cellular component (GO): membrane
Molecular function (GO): carbohydrate:proton symporter activity
Source: RefSeq, a predicted model, not a curated record